Molecule: messenger RNA, 3533 nt
Organism: Drosophila nasuta
Lineage: Eukaryota; Metazoa; Arthropoda; Insecta; Diptera; Drosophilidae
Gene: Cdc27
Product: cell division cycle protein 27
Exons: 4
Coding region: 621-3404 (927 amino acids)
Biological process (GO): metaphase/anaphase transition of mitotic cell cycle; cell division; anaphase-promoting complex-dependent catabolic process
Cellular component (GO): cytoplasm; anaphase-promoting complex
Molecular function (GO): protein binding
Source: RefSeq, a predicted model, not a curated record
AUACUUUGCUGGCAUCGCCACUCACACGGAAACGACUCGACUAAUUUUAGUUUUUAAUGCAAUACGAAUAGUCCACAAAUUUCGCGUUUAGAUUAUAUAUAUUACUCGCUUUACUCCGGAAAAUCCGUCGAUUAAUGUAAUGCGUGUGUGUGUGAGCAUGUAUUUGCGAAAAAAGCUGAUGCGAAGGCCUUGAAAAUUGUUACGAAAAUUUGACUGACGUGCGGAGAGUGCUGAGGUUUCGUGGGUAAAAGACGAAGAAGAAGAAGAGAAGCCUCGCCAGCGCAAUAUUAGAAGUGGUGGUCAGGGAGCAGAGCAACGGCAGCAGGCAGCGCCAGCACACCCCGCAUUUAAGUUACACACACACGAUACGAGUGUGUUAUUUUUUUCGUUUUUGGAUUCCGCUGGAAAAUUGCACCUGGUGUGUGAGUGGAGCAACUGCAGCAUGAUCCAUUAUAGACAAGCACUCAAAACACACACAAAACUGUCUGCUGCUGUGUAACUAGGGCGCCCCGCUAAGUGAAAAGCUCUCGGUAGCGUCGUGGCGUCGAAGCGGAAUCAUCUGCUGCUUUUCCUGCACGACACACAACACAAAAAACAGUUUGACAUAAAACUCAAACAUCAUGAUGAUUCAAGAACCCGUGCAGGCCGCCAUAUGGCAUUGCCUCAAUCACUACGAUCAUAAAGAUGCUGUUUUUCUAGCUGAGCGACUUUGCUCCGAAGUGGAAAGCGACGAGACGAUAUUUUUAUUGGCCACCAGCUAUUACCGUUCAAAUCAAUUGCAUCAGGCCCAUUGGCUGUUGGACGAGAAGGCGCGUCGAUCGCCACAAUGCCGCUAUCUGCAGGCCAAAUGCGCCUAUGAACUGAAGAAAUAUGCGAAAGCCGAGAGCGCAUUGAUUGCGAAUGGUUUCGCGGACAGUAAACACUUUGAUGAAGUGCAACGUGACUUUGGUGAACUCGCCUGCUUCGCAUACCAAUUGAUGGCCCAAGUCUGCAUGCGUACCGAACGCCAAAAGUUGGCUGUGACGGCGUUGCAACGUGCCCUCAAACUGAAUCCAUUCAUGUGGCAUGCGUUUGCCGAUCUGUGCCUGCUGGGACAGGAUACGGAUGCAACGGCAAUAUUCCAAAUACAAAGCACUGAUGUGUUCAACACUUGCCAGGCGAGCAGCGCCAAUGUCAAUUCGAUGGUGCUCUUCAAUGGCAAUGGCUCGGCCAACGAGCAGCAGCAGCAGCAUCUGGAGCAGCUACUGCUUAACAAUUUAAGCAAUAAUUCAAAUUAUAUAUUCAAUACGCCUGUGGAUCAGCAACAGCAGCAGCUGCUACAGCAGAACAACAACACCAGCAUGGCAACGUUACAGAAUCUAAUGACGCCCAACAACAACAUCAACAAUAACAUCAAUAACAACAACAAUCUCAACAGUUCGAUUACCAUGCUGCGUGGCGGCGUCCAACAACAGCUGAAUACGAAUAGCAAUUCGAGCAUGAUGCUCCUCGAGGACACACCCAUGGCCACGCACGAUGGACCCACACAGCAACAGCAAUUGUAUGAUACAACUAAUGGGACACCGUUUCGCAGACAAUUUAAAUACUUGUCCACCAUAUCGCCGUUGACGCCCAGCUUCGGUAUCAUGCCAUUGGCCAGUCCCAGUGAUGGGAGCAACUCAAUGGUCGCCUUACAGUCCAAUUUAAGCAUGUCCACGACAUACUCACCGCUGCCACAAAUGCAAAUGCUGGUCGAGGUCAAUCAGGAGCCAAAAAUCAUUGGUAAAAAGUUGAAGACUCAUGUGGGCGGUAUAAUCAAUCGCCAGGAGAAGAGCAAACCCGUUUUUACACAGGGCGGCAACAUAACGCCCCGCACUUCAAACAAUAUUGUUGGAAACACACCCAACAAUCCCAAUCCCAAUGCGGCAGUGCGUCGCAGUUCACGUUUAUUCAGCAAUUCAGCGUAUUCGGUGAAGGAGAACAACAAAUCGCCAAAUAUCACCAACAACAAUAAAUUUGUGCAGCCGCGUUCACCUCCACGCAAAACUAAAUCAUCGCGUAUGCCGAAAAUCUGUUUAAGCAACGAGCUCAUCGAGGAAAAGACACAUCAUCAUCUGGCGGAGAAACUCAGUGAGAAACAGUCGCGCAAGGAGAAGGAGAAGGUGGAAACAAUCACAUCGGCAGCCACAGCUGGCAACAAUAAUCAGCACACCACAAUCGCAAACAAUAAUCGAAGCAGCUCGGAGGAUGCCAAAGUGCUGCUUAACAAUAGCCUCAACAAUGCUCAGACUUUGGCACACCAGCUGCUUAGCAUGAAGAAGCAAUCGGCCGAUGGCCUAAUGCUGCUUCUACGUGAUCUGGCCGAAGGCUAUAAGCUAUUGUCGGCAUUCCAUUGCAAGGCGGCAAUUAAGCAGAUGGAGUCGACGAUACCAAAGCAUCAUUUAAACUCCAGCUAUGUGCAAUCAUUGAUCGGCAUGUGCCGGUAUGAGUUGCGUGAAUACGAGGCCGCUGUGGGCAUCUUUAAAGAGAUUCAUGAGACGGAACCGUCUCGCCUCGACUACAUGGAGAUCUAUUCAACAUCGCUGUGGCACUUGCAAAAGGAAGUUGCGCUCUCAGCACUGGCCCAAGACCUCAUCAGUCAGGAUAAACGCAGUCCAGUGACGUGGUGUGUGGCCGGCAAUUGUUUCUCGUUGCACAAGGAGCACGAAACGGCCAUUAAGUUCUUCAAGCGUGCCGUUCAAGUGGAUGCAGACUUUGUCUACAGUUACACGCUGCUUGGCCAUGAGCUUGUGCUGACCGAGGAGUUUGACAAAGCUAUGGAUUACUUCCGAUCGGCGGUGGUGCGAGAUCCACGGCACUAUAAUGCCUGGUUUGGCAUUGGCACCAUCUACUCCAAGCAGGAAAAAUACGAGCUGGCUGAACAACACUAUGUGAAGGCGUUAAAGAUCAAUCCAUGGAAUUCUGUCAUCUUGGUGCACAUCGGGGCCAUGCAGUUCUUUAUGCAGAAAAAGGAUUUGGCAUUGCAAACACUUAACACUGCAGCUACGUUAGAUCCAAAAAAUCCGCUAGCGCGUUUCCAUCGCGGCUCCAUCUAUUUCUCGCUGGGCAAAUAUCAGGAGGCGUUGCGAGAACUCGAGGAACUUAAGGAGAUUGUGCCAAAGGAGUCGGUGGUGUUUUAUCUAAUCGGAAAGAUUCACAAGACGCUGGGCAACAUGGAUCUGGCAUUAAUGCACUUCAGCUGGGCCACCGAUCUGGACCCCAAGGGCGCGAAUAAUCAAAUCAAAGAUGCCUUCGACUCAAUGGCGCAUCCCAAUUGUUGUCCAGCCACCGACAAUGCACUGGAUGUGGACUUUGAACCAACCUCGGAUCGUUCCGAUGACUCAACGCAGGCGCAGCAAGAUGUUAGCUACGACAGCGACUUCUAAACAAUAGUGAAGCAAAAAGGUCUCCCCAAGUCUGAGCGCUUGUAUAUAAUUACAUAAUUAAUACAUAUAUAUUGAAUGAGAGAAAACAAAACAAAAUGAUAAAAGAAAAAAAAAACCAAUUAUGAAUUA